AUGGCUGGCGGGGGAGCUAUGAAUAAUUUAUUUCCAGGAUACAAAGAUAAAAUAUGGCUAAAACUUCCAUAUCAUUUUCGAUUAUAUUUGAUUAAAUCAUGGAAUAAAAGCUUCGAGAAAGAUAUGUUUAAGGCCAAAAUAAAAAACAACCGAAUAAAAAUUUUGAAUUAUUAUAUAUUAGACAAAUUUAAACCAAACGACAAUUUUAAAAACACACACACAGAUUACAAAAGACAGAUAUGUAGGGGUACAUUAGAAGAAGGUUGUGAUUUUUAUUUACCAGAUAAAAAGAGUCAAGAUAGAUUAAAAAAUCACUUUGAGCCAUAUACAGAAGAAGAAAAUGAAGAAAGAAAAAAAUAUAAAUAUUUAAAUUUAAAGUAUUAUAUAUUAUUUGCAUUAGGAUUUACAAUAGUACAUAAUACUAUACAAUCAAGACCAGUAGCAUGGUGUAUGGAUUCUGAACCACCACAUACACCUCAUUAUCCAUUUUGGUUUAAAUCCAUGUUUCAUUCACAUGAUAUACCUAGUGUAAGAAGAGGAUAUGAAGUAUAUAGACAGAUAUGUGCUACAUGUCAUUCUAUGGAACAAUUACAAUUUCGUAGUUUAGUAAAUGAAGUAUAUCCUGAAAAUAGAGUUAAACAAAUAGCUGCAUCAUAUGAUAUUUUGGAUGGUCCAGAUGAAACAGGGGAAAUGUUUACAAGACCAGGAAUUUUAACAGACUCAUUUCCAAAGCCAUAUCCAAAUGAAGAAGCAGCAAGAUAUGCAAAUGGUGGUGCAUCUCCACCUGACUUGUCAAGUAUUACAACAGCUAGACAUAAUGGACCAGAUUAUAUUUUCUCAUUAUUAACAUGUUAUCGUGAUCCACCAGAAGGAGUAGAAUUAAGAAAUGGAUUAUAUUAUAAUACAUACUUUGAAGGUGGAUCAAUUUCUAUGCCUCCUCCACUUCAAGAUGAUAUGAUUGAAUAUGAAGAUGGUACUCCUUGUAAUGUUUCGCAAAUGGCCAAAGAUGUUGUAAAUUUCUUAUGUUGGGCUGCUGAACCUUCUCAUGAUGAAAGAAAACUAACUGGUCUUAAAUUAAUUAGUGGCGCAUUUGUAGCUAUGGUUCUAAUGACCGUAUGGCAAAGAUUCUUCUGGACUAUAUAUGCAACCAGAAGAAUUGACUUUGGAAAAAUCAAAUAUUUAUAG
Messenger RNA from Plasmodium gaboni, 1185 nucleotides. RefSeq names its product putative cytochrome c1 precursor. The transcript is spliced from 2 exons. Gene Ontology annotation, molecular function: heme binding; electron transfer activity. The record is from RefSeq and is a predicted model, not a curated record. Gene Ontology annotation, biological process: mitochondrial electron transport, ubiquinol to cytochrome c. NCBI's taxonomy places the organism in Eukaryota, Apicomplexa, Aconoidasida, Haemosporida, Plasmodiidae. The coding region runs from base 1 to 1185 and encodes 394 amino acids.